Molecule: messenger RNA, 821 nt
Organism: Ceutorhynchus assimilis (cabbage seed weevil)
Lineage: Eukaryota; Metazoa; Arthropoda; Insecta; Coleoptera; Curculionidae
Source: the annotation of a GenBank genome assembly
AAACGUCCCGACGUCCGUCAUGUUGUGGAUUUUGCGAAGAACGCGCGUCGGUCUCACGUCUGCCGCGUCCCUUCUCAACGGAAACAACAACGAAAACCGUCCAGCUCAUAAGGGCUACAACAAAUUGUCGGCUAAAGAUGAUAGUAGGCCAGCCAACCCGAUACAAGAUGAAGAAAUAUUGGAUAAUGAAAGUAGCAACAAUACUGGAAAUAAUGGAAAUACUGCGUUGAUUGAUUCAGAUAAUGAAUCGAGUUUUACUGAUGUUGAUUAUGAAGAUGGUGGGUUUUCUGAUGAUUCGGAUUAUGAAGAAGCUCUAACAUGUAACGUUUGCGACCGAACAUUUUCCUGUCCGAAACAAUUAUCAGCGCACAAACAGAAGAAAAGACAUUUUGGUUGUUCAGCUUGCGAUUCAUUAUUCCCCUCAUUGAUGGCUCUAGAACACCAUAAGGAAGAAUUCGAACAUUGGUCGGAUGAAGACGACAUUUGUACCGAUGAUUCAGACGAAGAUGACGAUACGGUUAUAAGCGAAGAAUGCGAAAGAUUACUUUGAAUUUUUUGCUUAAAAAAAGCACAAAACUAUUAAACUGGAACCAAUCAGAAUAUACUCAAAAAUAUAUAAGUGUAUAGAUAAUUAUUAGCUGAUUGAAUUUUUAAAGUGAAAAUCAAAUUAUUUGUAACAUAUAAAAACAUAUCUUGUAUUGUAAUCAAAAGAAAAAACAAAUGUUGUUCCUUAUUUUUUAGCUAAUUAUAUAUUUUUUGUACGUUUCUUUUAGGUGUAGUUAUAAGGUAAAAUGUGACCCCAUUCAUUGAUUCCCUGUUUU